This is a messenger RNA of Mytilus trossulus (common blue mussel), 4420 nucleotides long. RefSeq lists its product as uncharacterized. NCBI's taxonomy places the organism in Eukaryota, Metazoa, Mollusca, Bivalvia, Mytilida, Mytilidae. Bases 118 to 3339 code for a protein of 1073 amino acids. The record is from RefSeq and is a predicted model, not a curated record. The transcript is spliced from 9 exons.
UUGGUGACUUCCUUGACAACAACAGGUGCCCGAGGUAAACGAUUGUAAACCUGAGAAAUAAUGAACGUUGGAAAUUAAACAGUAUUCUUCUAAUAAUUGUACAUCAACUGUUGAAAGAUGGCUUUAAUACCUCCAGAAUUGAAGGGUAUUCCCACAAUAUUUGGAGAGGUGCUAGAGAAAAAUGUUACAUUUUGUAUCGACACGUCUGGAAGUAUGUACAAAAGUCUUGACGUUGUCAAGGAACAUUUGAUAGAAACAUUACUAAAACAUGCUAACAAGCCACCACCUAGGUCUUUCAACAUCUUAGAAUUCAAUUCUGAUGUCACCCAAUGGGCGGAUAAAAUGGUUAAGUGUUCACCACAAACAGUGACUGUGGCUACAGACUGGAUUAAAAAUUUAACCCCUAAAACAGGAACAAAUACCCAGGGUGCUUUGCUGACGGCUUUGUCAGAUUCAGCAUGUGGAGCUGUGUACAUUGUCACUGAUGGUCUAGCAGAUCAGCACCCUGUGGACAUUUUAGAUAGUGUAUAUGAAGCAGCUAGGGGACGUCCAAUCCACUGUAUAUAUCUAAGUUCUGAGGAACGUACAGACAGUGUGGCAGUUGAAUUGUUGGAAGAUCUAGCUGUUGAAUCAUACGGAUCAUUUCAUAUCAUAACAUUAACAACACAUGGAUGUGUUGAACGAAUAACGCCAAUUUAUCGUGCAGAUCAUGCUGCAGAACGCUUAGUCAGAACAGCUAAUGGUACAAUUCAUAGCCAGGACAAAAUGUGCAGUAUGUCAACAUCACUUGCAGUGGACCCGGAAGAAAGUUUGUAUCUCACACCUCGAGUCAAUGCAUUUGGGCAGUAUGCCCCAUAUUUAGAUCCUAUGUACCCUUAUCAAUAUCCUCCUGGGUAUUCUCCAGGCCUUCCGUGGAAUGCCUAUCCAUUUAGGUAUUAUUAUCCACAUGGUUGGAGCAGAUAUCGUCCAGCAAGGAAUUAUUUGAAAGCAAAAGAUGCCAUGUUAGGGAGCAUUGAGGGGGAUAUCUCCCCUGCAGCUGGUGCCCUGUUGAUUGGUAAAAGUGUGCUGGCUCGUAGAUUGGAUGAUGGAUAUUUUUACCAGGGAACAGUCAAAAGUCAGAUUUUGUCAGACAAAUUCCUGGUUGCAUUUGGUCCAUGUAAGCAUGGUAAAUACAAAGAUACAACCUAUCAAGAUACACAUGUGUAUGACAUCAUUGAUUAUGAAGAUGCUAAACGACACACAAUUCUGGCUGCCGAUCGUGUGCUGGCACCAUGGGAGGCAGAUGGUGAAAGAUUUGCUCCAGGAAUAGUCAUUGAUGGACAUGAGAAAAGACAAGCCCCAGGUCCUGAAGAUGAUGUUUUAACAGUAACAUUUUCAAAUGGUAAGACAGCUCAAGUUCCUUCUCAUACUGCAAUAUGGACACCCACAACUGUAUAUGAACGACUAGCUUUAGAACUUAAAAUGCCCAAAGAAGCCAGAGAGAAACUCCAAUCUCAAGAAGAAUAUCCAAAAGAAUCUUUACCAGGCUAUCCUACAUCAGGACCAGAGGCAGAGCCAGAAGAAUUUGGAAAAGCCCCACCAUUUGAGUUUAAUUUAGACCCAAUGGUUUUGGAAACAAGACCAUGGCUGAGGCCUUACAUACAUGUACCUUUGGGACAGACCUUAGGCCAUACAAUGACACAGAGAACAAAAUCUGCUGUCCGCAGUGAGGAAAUAAGCAAACUUGUUCCUGGAACAACACUUACAAAUGGCGAGCUUGAACGAAAAAUAAGUAUGCAGCUGAAUGAACAUAAACAAUUACUUGAUGAACAAGAAAAAGAAAAGGUAGGAAAAGAUAAAGAAGAAACAUAUUGUGGAAUAUCAGACAAGGAAAAAGAAGAACAAAGAUUAAGAGAGGAAGCUUUACUGCUUAGACAAGAACAAGAAAGAGCAGAACUAAGAGAGAAAGAAAGAAUAGAAAUGCAAAGACGAGAAGAAGAAAGAAGGAGAGAUGAGCAAGAAAGACACAGGUUUCUGGAAGAAUUAAGAAGAAAAGAGGAAGUAAUUUCUGGAAAAAGACAAGUUACAGAAACUGAGGAGAUAGAAAAUAGAUUGCAAGAGCAAAAAUUGGCCGAUGCAUAUGGUGAAUGGAAAUCGGCAGAAUGGGAAUUAGCAUUGGAAACUGAGCGAUUGGAACAUAUAGCUCGACUUGAAGAAAUUGAAAAGUUACGGGAACUUGGUGGUGAUAGACUGUUGCAAAAGAGACAAAAACAGGAGGAAAAUAUGUUUAAAAAGUCUGUAUCAUUCAGGGGAGAUAAUGAGAUCAAACGAGAACGACCACAGUCAGCACAAGUUCUUAGGUCUGAUACCGGUGAAGAACAGUUUGACUACAGAAGAUUUGCUGUUGAUGAUAUGGAUAUGUCCAGGAGAAGCAGAUUAGGUCUUUAUCGUCGCUCAAGAAAUAAGUCCCCUCAGCGACCCGUAUGGAAAAAAUAUUGGAAGAGCGAUCCUGCUCCUGAGAUCAUUGCACCAAAUACACAUGGUGCAUUCAGAGAAACUGCUCUGCAAUGUCCUUUAGAAGCUAGAGAUCAAAGAGGACAAUAUAUUGCUGAAUGGACAAGUCCUAUGUCUAAGUAUGUAGAUAACUACGCCACACACGAUUAUUCCAAUUCUGUUGAAUUACUUAUGAGGCACCCACAACCCCCUCCUCCUAGUAAGACAAGAUCAGAAGUCAAACGACAGGUGGUUCAAAGGCAUCCAGCAGAAGAGAAGGAGGAAAGAAGAAUGAAUUUUAGGAGGCAGCAGGUACAAAAUAGGCAGCAAGCUUGGGACAAAAGAUCAAGACAAGAAGACAGCAUGAAAGAAUUGAUGCAAGACCAUCAUCGUGAUCGUGUAAUUGCUCAACUAGAACGUGACCACCAACGGCAAGUCAAAGAACAACAAACUGUAGAGAAAGCAAGGGAAGCUAAGAAACAUAUCAGUGCUGAGAUACGGUCAAAGAUUGAGGCUAAUCAGCUGAAAGAGAGAGAAAGAGACCAACAACGAAUAGAUGCUCUGAGGCUGAGAAGAGAAAGAAGGGAGGCAAUUCAGGGACAACGAGCUCGAGAAGUGGAGCAAGUCGAAAUGAAAAGACAGGAAGUCAAAGAGAGAAACUCACAAGCCAGAUGGGAUUCCCAUAAUCAGAGACUUAUAUAUGAAGAUAACCAAAAUCAUACCGAAGAUUGUAGGGUGAGAGCCGCCAAAAUAAAUCGCAUUCAGCAUUUCCAUAAAUUGGAAGAACAGGGACAAAUGAGGAAGGAUGCUAGAAUCGGAAUUACUAAUCAACACAUAGCAAUGUACCAGUCUCAAGUGUUACCAUAGAUACAUUGUUCAAUAGGUCAAAGGUGAAGGUCAAAUUAUAUUUGUAUACUAGUCCGUUUGAAGAAGUAGAAUAAUGCUUUUAGAUAACUCACUGAAUGUGUUAACUGUCUUAGAAAACUAACAAAGGAAGACUUGUUUGCCCUUUUAUAAGUACUAGAGAGAUUAUGAACAGGAUUUCUUUUUUAAAUUUGAAGCAGAAAGAAAUGUGCUCUUUAUUUUUAAUCAGUAAUUAUUAGACCCAAUACAAAUAAUCAUGAUUUCUGAUCAGAUAUAGUUGUUGGCUAAUCAAUGUUUUUUGUGCACUCUUCUGAAAAUAUUACCUAGAAUGCUUCAAAUUCUGAAAUUUGUAUAUACAGCAGAAGGUACUGUUUGAUAUUACAAAUAUAUCUCCCUUAUAUAGUAAACUUUUUUCAAAUCAGAGUUAUCUCCCUCAUAUAGUAAAUAUUUGUUAGUAUUUUCUGUCUCAAUGUAAAUAAUUAGAAUUACCUAGAUUAAUGCGCACAGAUGCCUUAUAGAUGUAAUUGCUCAGUUUUGUUAUAGAAGAAUUAAAUGAAUUGUUACAUGUAUAUUUUUAUAUAUGACCCCCAGCAAGAAUGUGAUAGUGUUAUAUGAAGUUUAUUUUAUGUGGUGAUAUGUGAUAAUAAUUUUCGACUAUUACAAAAUAUGUAAAUGUAAAAGUCUUUCCCAAUUGUAUGUUACUCUAUUGACCAUAAAAAAAGGUUAGAUUUGAAAAGAAUCUUAUUAUGGGAAACAUGGAUGGAAAUGGAUAGAAAACAAAAUAUUAAUGAAAAGAAAGUUAAUGUUGAUGAAUAGAAACAGAUAUUGAAUUGAAAAUUCAUGGAAAUGAAUAAACAUCAAAUUGAUUAAAAUAAAUGACAAAAAAGUAUCAUAUAGAGUGUAUUCACUCAUUUCAACUUUUAUAUUCAUUUUUCAUCAUCAUAUAUUCCAGUAUGGAAAAUAUGUGAUUUAUUCAUGUAAAAAUGCAAUUUUGUGAUUUCAUUAUCAUUAUGGGAUGUGUCAGUCAAACAUAUAUUUGUGAUAGAAUAAGAAAAUGUGUGUUUAUUAAACAUACUUCAACGAU